This is a messenger RNA of Phodopus roborovskii (desert hamster), 1413 nucleotides long. It is a transcript of the gene Gpr180, whose product is annotated as G protein-coupled receptor 180. Bases 73 to 1398 code for a protein of 441 amino acids. The record is from RefSeq and is a predicted model, not a curated record. The transcript is spliced from 9 exons. Lineage: Eukaryota; Metazoa; Chordata; Mammalia; Rodentia; Cricetidae. Gene Ontology annotation, biological process: response to pheromone; G protein-coupled receptor signaling pathway.
CCGCCCUCCGCUGCGGACGUGGGCUGCAGGCCCCGGGCGGUUGCCAGGCGCGCGAGCGAGCGGGCUGCGGGCAUGGGCGGUCUGCGGCUGCUGGCGCUCGCCCUCACGUGCAGCUGCUGGUGGCCGCAGGGCGGCCAGGGCAAGACCCUGCGGGGCAGCUUCAGCAGCGUCGCGGCCCGGGACGCCCAGGGCCAGAGCAUCGGCCAUUUCGAGUUCCACGGUGACCAUGCUCUUCUGUGUGUCAGAAUCAACAACAUAGCAGUGGCUGCUGGGAAGGAAGCUAAACUCUACCUGUUCCAAGCCCAGGAAUGGCUAAAGCUUCAGGAGAGCAGUCCUGGGCAUGGCUGUAGUGAGAGGUUGUCCAGAGCUCAGUUGACAAUGGCCAUGAACCAGACAGAACACAACCUGACAGUGUCCCAGCUCCCAGCUCCCCAGGCUUGGCAUGUGUUCUAUGCGGACAAGUACACCUGCAGGGAGGAUGUGGAGAGCCCCCAGGGGGAAGACGUCCCAUUUGAAAUGGUGUUGCUAAACCCAGAUGCUGAAGGAAAUCCAUUUGAUCAUUUUAGCGCUGGAGAAUCUGGGUUACAUGAGUUCUUUUUCCUCCUGGUCCUAGUGUACUUUGUGACUGCUUGCAUUUAUGCCCAGUCACUGUGGCAGGCCAUUAAGAAAGGAGGACCCAUGCACACGGUCUUAAAAGUCCUUACGACCGCAUUGCUGUUACAAGCCGCUUCAGCCUUAGCUAAUUACAUUCAUUUCUCCAGGUACUCCAAAGAUGGAAUAGGGUUACCUCUUAUGGGAAGUCUGGCCGAAGUUUUUGACAUUGCCUCCCAGAUCCACAUGCUGUACCUGCUCCUGAGCCUGUGCAUGGGGUGGACAAUGGUCAGGAUGAAGAAGUCUCCAAGCAGACCCCUCCAGUGGGACUCGACCCCUGCUUCCACGGGCAUUGCUGUAUUCAUUGUCAUAACCCAGAGCAUUUUGCUGCUUUGGGAGCAGUUAGAAGAUACUCGUCACCAUAGCUCUCAUUCUCACCACAGCUUAGCAGGGGUGCUUCUGAUCGUCCUAAGAAUUUGCCUGGCACUGUCGCUGGGCUGUGGCCUCUACCAGAUCAUCACCAUGGAGAGAAGCACACUCAAGAGGGGGUUCUACAUCACAUUCGCCAAAGGCUGUGUCUUGUGGUUCCUGUGCCAGCCAGUGCUUGCCUGUGUUGCUGUAAUAUUUAAUGACUACCAAAGAGAUAAGGUGAUUACAAUCGGUGUUAUCCUUUGCCAGUCUGUUUCCAUGGUAAUUCUGUACAGACUCUUCCUGUCCCACAGUCUGUACUGGGAAGUAUCCUCACUUUCCUCAGUGACACUACCACUGACCAUUUCAUCUGGACACAAAAGUCGCCCUCAUUUCUGAUGCCCGACCUCUGCG